AUGAGCGCCGAUUGCAGCAGCUACGUGAACGCCGAUAAAGUGCUGGUGGGCUCCUUCAGCUGCCCGCGGGAAGACGGCGAGGCUGAUGCGAUCUAUUGCUGCGGCUUCCAGGACAUCAAGUAUUGUUGCGACGACCCUAACAGUUUUUUUCCUUACGAGCACAACUAUAUGUGGUGGCUCAGUAUUGGUGCGCUUAUUGGCUUGUCGGUUGCAGCAACGGUCUUGCUGGCUUUUCUCAUCACGGUGUGUGUCCUCUGUUACUUGUUUAUCAGCAAGAAGCCACGCAACAAAUUGGAUACAGGUUUAACCUUGAGCUUAGAAGCAGCAGUUUGUCUUAGCAACUGGAUUUGUACUGUUGUUUUUCAGGCAGAGAUAUUAGAAGAAAUUCUUCAAGUUGAAGGAAGAUAUACGGAACAGAACUGGUUCAAUUGA
Messenger RNA from Protobothrops mucrosquamatus (brown spotted pit viper), 432 nucleotides. RefSeq names its product shisa like 2A (gene SHISAL2A). NCBI's taxonomy places the organism in Eukaryota, Metazoa, Chordata, Lepidosauria, Squamata, Viperidae. The coding region runs from base 1 to 432 and encodes 143 amino acids. The transcript has 3 exons. The record is from RefSeq and is a predicted model, not a curated record.